Messenger RNA from Ictalurus furcatus (blue catfish), 11883 nucleotides. RefSeq names its product CCR4-NOT transcription complex, subunit 1 (gene cnot1). The coding region runs from base 3874 to 10983 and encodes 2369 amino acids. Gene Ontology annotation, cellular component: P-body; CCR4-NOT core complex. Gene Ontology annotation, molecular function: molecular adaptor activity. NCBI's taxonomy places the organism in Eukaryota, Metazoa, Chordata, Actinopteri, Siluriformes, Ictaluridae. The transcript has 49 exons. The record is from RefSeq and is a predicted model, not a curated record. Gene Ontology annotation, biological process: nuclear-transcribed mRNA catabolic process, deadenylation-dependent decay.
GUGUGUUCGAGCUGUCUUGUCAAACAUUUUCAGUACCUUACGUUAACGUUAGCUCAUGGCAGCAGUGCUCUGCUAAAGCUAGCUGUCUCGCGCGAGCAUAGCGUGUAGCUUAGCUUCCUGUAUAGCAUAGCAUAGCAUAGCCAGAGUUAGCACUGUAGGAGCAGGUUCAGUAUAUAUUUUUUUUAAACAUAGAAAAGCGUCUAUCACAAGAUGGCGCGACAUUGUAAUUUUUUUUUUUUUUUAAAUGUGGUGGUGUUUUUUUUUUAGCACUUGGUUCCCUUUGCUUGUCAGUGGAGUAGGCCCAAACGCUAGCCUGUCUAGCUAACUAGCUAUACUACGUUUAUACAUAUUUUUUUAAACUUUAAUAUUCCCUACAGAUAUCUAACUAAAGUACACUGCGUUGCUGUUCCUCACUUCGUGUGUCAAGUUUAAUGUUUAAUAUUAGACAAAACCGAAGUUGAAUAGAUUAAUGUUAAUAUUUAGCUCAGCCACCUGGCCUUAGCCUGCUAGCUAACUUGGCUAAAGCUGCUUGUAACUAAGGUAAGCUGAGUUAGCUAGCAGGCUAGCUCUGAACAAUAGACUUCACUAAUGUUCGCUUUAACGUUUUUCUUUAUUUCCCACCCACUACACAAACCUAAAAUUUUACGGCACGUUUAUGUAUUUUUUUCCUAUCCGGAUUUUAUUAAUUUUCGCACAUGAUUGUCGCGUGUGUUUGUCAGUUUGUGUUAUUUCAGGUGUGUUUUUGUGACCAGGUAUAACUGGAGCUAUGCCUAGGCAUCAACGUUUAAAACUUAUUGACCCAACAAAUGUUCAGGGUUUCUUUUCCAUUUAUGAUCAAUUUAGAUGAACUACUAGGAGUUUAUCAUUAUUAGAGAUGUAUUGAUACUAUUUUUCUGGUAUUUGUUGAUGUAGCAGAUGAGUGACCUCUGCCCUAUUCGGACUGGAUUAAUUAAUCAGGUGGAAGUCUGUAAUGCGUCUCCUCACAUCUGGAAAGCACUAAAAUGACCACAGGAUGAUGCAAAUGAUCAGCAAGUUCAAAAGAACCAUAAUCACAAUGUGUUUGUUUUGUGAUUGAAGGGGGAGAAAGACAUUUGACUGCUUUUACUUGGUGAAUUUAGUUCCAUGGCUCGUGUACGUCAGUACGUUUACAUGGACAACAAUAAUCCGAUAUUAAGACGAUACUCUGUUUAAGAAACUACCAUGUAAACAGCGGUUUCUAAUUACCCUAAUCGGACUAAAGUCAUACUCGAAGUAAACACAAAUCGAAUUAAGAUGUGGAGUAUUCCUGUUUUAGUCACAUUAUUGAAGUGCAUUACAGACAUGUACACACCUUAAUCACACUAUUAACGUCGUGUGGGUGUUUUGACCGCAUUUUGCGACAGGACAAACACGGCAGUGCUCAACCGUUUAACUGUAAACAACAGAGCACGGCUGCGUCCGAAACUGAGUGCUUACUUUCUAUAUAGUAGGUGAGUACGUGGUUUCGGAUGCAGCCCGCAGCUUCUAGCAGUCAUCUAUUUGCACGUAUAGCAUGACUAGUAAUCAACUGCACUUGAAGCUUUCGUAAAAUUAAAAAAGAAACACCCAAAACUGUAUACGGUACCAUAACUAAGACCAACUGUAUGUUGAUGCGUGAAAUUCUGGAGGGAACGGCUUGGCGUGGGGACGUAAUGACGUGUGGUGUUAAUCGAUCUAUGUUCUAUAACAUGUUAAACGGGGACAUGAAAGGAGUAUUUUAAAAGCGACUCAUGUAAACACCUUAAUCACAAUAUGAUCUUAUUCAGAAUAAAGUCAAUAAUUAGAUUAUUUCUGUCCAUGUAAAAGUAGUCAGUGACCCUCUCUCGGAUAUUAAAUGGUAUCAAAACAAAAAACAGAAGCUUCUGGUAUAGUUUGUGAUUACGUAUUGUUUUCAAAUUGUAGCUCGAGCUUUGGUUCGCUCCAAAGUGAAAUAAGCGCCAGGGUCUCCAUCUUCUUCUCCAGUACCUCUUUGACAGCUUGGAUGCUGGGUCACAUGACGCACGUAGCACAAACAUUCGGGUAGGUAGAAAAUGCAACCUGCUCGAAACUCUCUCCCACGCUGGUAAUUUUAUCGCAGAGGAGACACGUAGAAAUCGCUACAGACGUUCCUGCUAACGAACGAAUCCGGUCCGAAUAGGGCUCAAGUACGCAGUGCAGUUUUAGGAGUCGUGGUUAUUAAAAAUGACCGUAAGGUGUUGCCCUCGAGGAGAAGACAGGAAGUGCACGUGUUAGUGCUCGCGUUCCUCAUGUUCACAGGUACCCCACUCUCGGUUUGGCCAUCCUCGCGCUCUCCCUCUUUAUUAAAGACACUCUUUAAAUGCUUCAAAGAUGUUUUAUCCAGUUUCCUGUUUUGUAGGAAGAUGUUGGAAUUCCUCCUCUUGAUAUUUUCAUGGACAACUAUUUGGAGUCUGAGUCACUGUCUGUAAUCGCGAAAUUUGUCAUAAAAGACCCCGAUCGUGGUCAUCUCUGGUCAUUAGCGUGACUGCGUACACUAGGCUGGCGUCAUGAAGUACUUUCUACAAGUAAAUGAACACGGUGUUGGACACCAUUUCCAGUAUCGUUAUUGAAGCAUCCCUAAUCGAUACUGAGAUGUGACGGCUGAUCCCAAUGUCCUCUAAAGCCAGUGACAAAGUUGUUUUUGGUCUUGAGCUCAGAUUAGUGGUCCUAGAACGCAUGUGGUGAGGUCCAGUUUGUUGAGAGAGCUGAUUACGGCGUUAUGGCUGUGUCCCAGAUAUUUCACUAGUCUUAAAUCGACCAACAGGAAGACUGCAUAGAGUGACCAAAACUCACGGGAUGGCUACAAAUACAAUAUCUCAGAAAAAAAUAUACUUACCUCAACCUUACUUUGAAGGAUGUGUGUGGUUCUGUGAGAUUGUUUUUGGCGCACGCUGGUUGAUGAUACAAGGCAGAACAUAACUUUCUUUAAACGCAUGAAUUAAUUGCAAUAAACAGUUAGUCAUUUUAAUACCAUUUUAUGCCACUGAGAUGUAUAUGUGUGUGUAUAUAUGUAUAAAUAAAUAAAACCGCAUAAUCAUUCAAGUACACCCUAGAGCAAUGAACUUUUAAUUCUUGAGAAUGUUCAGGAAUUGGAAUGUCAAAUCCUAAAUAAAUGAAACAUGAAUAAACUACAACCACGCAACCAAAACAAUAAAUAAAAUAGGCUGUAAUACAAUAUUGUGUAAUCUUUAUGCUUUAGUUAUUUGUUGUUGGUGUUUUGGUGCGUUGUUACGGGAAAAAAAGCGUAUUCACAACGUGACUUAUCGUUCUACCUAGCGCCUUACUUAAGUUUAAGUACACUUGUGCAUUCGUGUCAUUUUGUGUAGAAUCAGGUUGUAAUAUUAGGAUUAUGUUGUAUAAAUGUCUGAUUAAUCUCGUGUGUAUAGGCAUCCUAUGGGGGAGUUCGUUAACCUGCUAGUAAGAACUUCUACGUUUUGGAGUAGAAAAACAGUCAUGUUUUGUCCAAGUAGAUAUCGGAACAUUUCAUGUGUGGUUUGUUGCAUCUUUUUUUUUUCUUUCCUUUUUCUAAUGAGUUACAGUGUAAAAUUGAUAUGACUUCCUGUUGCAACUUUUUUUUUUUUUAAAUCUGCUUUAGUGUUGUGGCAGGAAAUAAAAGCACUGUGGGAUAAGUUCAUCUAAACUUGGGUGUAGCGUUCCAUUCAAUGUCUAACCCGCACUCGCGCUGAGAGACCGCACGCCGAAUUACGACCCACCAAGACGGACCUUUCUGGAACGCACGGACACUUUGACACCAGUGGGGGGGGAGGGGAGCAGAAGUAACCCAUCACUGAAGUGACUAAAGGGGAAUAAUGGUGAUUUUGCGCCGGGCUCGGCCGCCAGCUUCCGCCCCGACCAGCAAUGAAUCUUGACUCGCUCUCGCUGGCUUUGUCUCAAAUCAGCUACCUGGUGGACAAUUUAACCAAGAAAAACUACAGAGCCAGCCAGCAAGAAAUACAGCAUAUUGUGAAUCGUCACGGCCCUGAGGCAGACAGACAUCUACUACGCUGUCUCUUUUCCCAUGUGGAUUUCAGUGGCGAUGGUAAAAGCAGUGGUAAAGAUUUCCACCAGACACAGUUUCUGAUCCAGGAGUGUGUGUCCCUUAUCACAAAGCCAAAUUUUAUCUCAACUCUCUGCUACGCCAUUGACAAUCCCCUGCAUUAUCAGAAGAGUUUGAAGCCAUCGCCACAUUUGUUCCCUCAACUCAGUAAAGUUCUCAAAUUAAGCAAGGUUCAGGAGGUGAUCUUUGGCCUCGCUCUUCUGAACUCGAGUAACGCAGACCUACGAGGGUUUGCGGCUCAGUUUGUGAAGCAGAAGCUUCCGGACCUCCUGCGCUCGUACGUGGACGCCGACCUUGGAGGGAGUCAGGAAGGUGGCUUCCAGGACAUUGCCAUAGAGGCUCUGCAUCUGCUGCUCUCGCACCUCCUCUUUGGGCAGAAAGGCACCAGCGGAGUCGGGCAAGAACAGAUUGACGCCUUCCUGAAAACACUGUGCAGAGAUUUCCCGCAGGAGCGCUGCCCUGUGGUGCUCGCACCACUACUGUACCCUGAGAAACGUGACAUUCUCAUGGACAGAAUCCUGCCAGACUCUGGAGAGUUAGCCAAGACCAUGAUGGAGAGUUCCCUCGCAGAGUUUAUGCAAGAAGUUGGCUAUGGCUUUUGUGCAAGUGUUGAUGAAUGUAGGAACAUAAUCCUGCAGUAUGGAGUCCGUGAGGUGACGGCCAGCCAGGUGGCCAGAGUGCUGGGCAUGAUGGCUCGCACUCACUCCGGCCUUUCUGAUGGAAUCGCACUACAGUCCAUCUCGGCUCCGGGCAGCGGCAUCUGGAGCGACGGGAAAGACAAAAGUGAUGGCUCUCAACCCCACACCUGGAAUGUAGAAGUUCUGAUUGACGUCGUUAAAGAGCUGAACCCCAAUCUGAAUUUCAAAGAGGUCACUUAUGAGCUGGACCAUGCAGGCUUCAUGAUCCGGGACAGUAAAGGGCUGCAGAUUGUAGUGUAUGGUAUUCAAAGAGGCCUCGGAAUGGAGGUCUUCCCCGUGGACCUCAUCUACAGACCAUGGAAGCAUGCAGAGGGACAGCUCUCUUUCAUCCAGCAAUCCUUGAUGAGUCCGGAGGUGUUCUGUUUCGCCGAUUACCCCUGUCAUGCCGUCGUCAUUGACAUCCUCAAAGCUCCACCUGAGGAUGACAACAGGGAGAUAGCCACCUGGAAGAGCCUGGACCUGGUGGAGAGUCUGCUGCGACUGUCUGAGGUGGGCCAGUAUGAGCAGGUGAAGCAACUCUUCAGCUUCCCCAUCAAACACUGUCCGGACAUGCUGGUGCUGGCACUGCUGCAGAUCAGCACGUCCUGGCACCAACUGCGCCAUGAGCUCAUCUCCACACUCAUGCCCAUCUUCCUGGGCAACCACCCCAACUCUGCCAUCAUCCUACAUUACGCCUGGCACGGGCAGGGCCAGUCGCCAUCCAUUCGGCAGCUCAUCAUGCACUCGAUGGCAGAGUGGUACAUGAGGGGUGAGCAGUACGACCAGGCCAAGCUCUCGCGCAUCCUGGACGUGGCUCAGGACUUGAAGUCUCUAUCGAUGCUGCUAAAUGGUACUCCGUUUGCCUUUGUUAUUGACCUCGCUGCACUUGCCUCUCGCCGCGAAUACCUCAAACUAGACAAAUGGCUGACUGAUAAAAUCCGAGAGCACGGGGAGCCGUUCAUUCAGGCAUGUGUGACUUUCCUGAAGAGACGCUGUCCCACCAUCAUGGGAGGACUGGCUCCGGAAAAAGACCAGCCAAAAAGUGCACAACUGCCUCCGGAAACUUUGGCUACUAUGCUGGCUUGUCUGCAGUCCUGUGCUGGGAGUGUCUCGCAAGAGCUGUCUGAGACAAUCUUGACCAUGGUGGCCAACUGUAGCAACGUGAUGAACAAGGCUCGCCAGCCUCCACCAGGAGUCAUGCCGAAGGGCCGUCCAACCAGCACCAGCAGUCUGGACGCCAUUUCCCCGGUGGACCCUCUUGCUGUGAUGGGCUCUCUAAAUCUGGGCGGCACGGCCACUUCUCACACGCAGAGCAUGCAAGGCUUCCCUACACCUCUGAGCUCGGCCUUCAGCAACCCUCAGUCCCCUGCCAAGGCCUUCCCCCCUCUGACCAACCCCAACCCGAGCACGCCCUUUGGGGGCAUCAGCAGCCUUUCUUCGCAGCUCCCAGGCCCGUUGAGUUCAGGCAGCUUAAGUGGGAUUGGUUCAGGCUUGGGCAUGCCAGCAGUGAGCAGCGACCCUUUUGGAACACGGAAGAUGAGCACACCGGGGCUGAACCCGCCCACCUUCCAGCAUUCUGACCUCUCUCAGGUGUGGCCCGAGGCAAACCAGCACUUUAGUAAGGAGAUUGAUGACGAGGCCAACAGCUACUUCCAGCGAAUCUACAACCAUCCCCCUCACCCCACCAUGUCUGUGGAUGAGGUGCUGGAGAUGCUGCAGAGGUUUAAGGACUCAAACAUCAAACGGGAGCGGGAGGUGUUUAACUGCAUGCUUCGCAACCUUUUCGAGGAGUACCGUUUCUUCCCUCAGUACCCAGACAAAGAGCUGCACAUCACCGCCUGCCUGUUCGGGGGCAUCAUCGAAAAGGGCCUGGUUACCUACAUGGCCCUUGGCCUCGCCCUGCGAUAUGUCCUGGAAGCAUUGCGCAAACCCUACGGCUCCAAAAUGUAUUACUUCGGCAUCGCCGCACUAGAUCGGUUUAAGAACAGAUUGAAGGACUACCCACAGUAUUGUCAGCACUUGGCCUCCAUAGGCCAUUUUCUGCAGUUUCCUCACCAUUUGCAGGAGUAUAUCGAGUAUGGCCAGCAGUCCCGUGACCCUCCGGUGAAGAUGCAGGGCUCCAUUACCACACCAGGCAGCCUGGCUCUGGCUCAGGCUCAGGCCCAGUCCCAGCCCCCUAAAGCCCCUCAGCCGGGUCAAGCCAGCACCCUGGUGACCACCACAACCACCACUACCACCGUUGCCAAAACCUCCACCAUCACCAGGCCCACUGCAGUAGGUUUUAAGAAGGAUAUGCCACCGUCAAUAAACACCACAAACAUAGACACGUUACUGGUGGCUACAGACCAAACGGAAAGGAUCGUGGAGCCUCCAGAGAACGUUCAGGAGAAGAUAGCUUUCAUUUUCAACAACCUGUCCCAAUCCAACAUGACCCAAAAGGUCGAAGAGCUGAAGGAGACAGUGAAGGAGGAGUUUAUGCCCUGGGUGUCUCAGUACCUCGUGAUGAAGCGUGUCAGCAUCGAGCCAAACUUUCACAGCCUUUACUCCAACUUCCUCGACACUCUGAAGAAUCCGGAGUUCGUUAAAAUGGUUCUGAAUGAAACCUACAGAAACAUUAAGGUUCUCCUGACCUCUGACAAGGCAGCUGCAAAUUUCUCUGAUCGAUCCCUGCUGAAGAACUUGGGCCACUGGCUUGGCAUGAUCACCCUGGCUAAGAACAAACCCAUACUUUAUACAGAUUUGGAGUUGAAAUCUCUGUUACUGGAGGCUUAUGUGAAAGGCCAGCAAGAGCUGCUCUAUGUGGUCCCCUUCGUGGCUAAAGUCCUGGAGUCUAGUCUGCGUAGUGUGGUUUUCAGACCACAGAACCCUUGGACCAUGGCCAUCAUGAACGUAUUGGCCGAGCUACACCAGGAGCAUGAUCUGAAGCUAAACCUGAAGUUUGAGAUUGAGGUGCUGUGUAAGAACCUGUCUCUGGACAUUAAUGACCUGAAACCUGGGAACCUGCUGAAAGACAAAGAGAAGCUGAAAAAUCUGGAAGAGCAGCUGUCUGCACCAAAGAAGGAAACAAAGCCACCUGAAGAAAUGCUGCCGAUAGUCACUUCAGCUGCUCCUUCAGCUCCUGCGACCACAGCGACCACCGCCACCACGGGGCCGCCCACACCGCAGUUCAGCUACCAUGACAUCAAUGUGUAUGCACUAGCGGGCCUGGCCCCACACAUUACCAUCAACAGCACUAUCCCGCUGCUGCAGGCACAUCCACAGCUGAAGCAGUGCGUGAGGCAGGCGAUCGAACGCGCCGUACAAGAGCUCGUUCACCCCGUGGUGGACCGCUCUAUCAAGAUCGCCAUGACUACGUGUGAGCAGAUCGUCAGGAAGGACUUUGCUCUCGACUCUGAGGAAUCACACAUGCGCGUCGCCGCCCACCACAUGAUGCGCAAUUUGACUGCCGGAAUGGCCAUGAUCACCUGCAGAGAGCCGCUUAUUAAUAACAUCACCGCCAACCUGAAAAACACCUUCGCUGCUGCCCUCAGGGCUCCCACACCCCAGCAGAGGGAAAUGAUGGAGGAGGCGGCUAACCGCAUUGCUCAGGAUAACUGCGAGCUGGCCUGCUGCUUCAUUCAGAAGACUGCUGUGGAGAAAGCUGGACCAGAGAUGGACAAGAGAUUGGCCACUGAGUUCGAGCUGAGGAAACAUGCUCGUCAGGAAGGUCGGCGCUACUGCGACCCCAUGGUGCUCACUUACCAAGCAGAGCGCAUGCCAGAGCAGAUCCGCCUUAAGGUGGGUGGUGUGGACCCUAAGCAGCUGGCUGUUUAUGAGGAGUUUGCCCGCAAUGUACCAGGCUUCCUGCCCAGCAACGAUCUUUCUCAGCCCACUGGAUUUCUGGCCCAGCCUAUGAAGCAGCAGCAGGCGUGGCCUACGGAUGACAUGGCUCACAUCUACGAUAAGUGCAUCUCUGACCUGGAGCAGCACCUGCAUGCCAUCCCUCCAGCUUUGGCCAUGAACCCACAAGCCCAGGCCCUGCGCAGCCUCCUCGAGGCUGUGGUCAUGGCACGCAACUCCCGCGAUGGCAUCACUGCACUGGGCCUGCUGCAGAAAGCUGUCGAGGGUCUGUUGGACGCCACUAGUGGUGCAGAUGCAGAGUUGCUGCUGAGUUACAGAGAGUGCCACCUGCUGGUGCUGAAGGCACUGCAGGACAGCCGUGCUUACGGGCCACAGUGGUGCAACAAGCAAAUCACCAGGUGCCUGAUCGAGUGCCGUGAUGAGUACAAGUACAACGUGGAGGCAGUGGAGCUCUUGAUCAGAAAUCACCUCGUCAACAUGCAGCAAUAUGACCUGCACCUUGCACAGUCGAUGGAGAACGGUUUGCACUACAUGGCGGUGGCGUUCGCUAUGCAGCUGGUGAAGUUGCUACUGGUGGACGAACGCAGCGUGAGCCACAUUACCGAAGCGGACCUGUUCCACACCAUCGAGACUCUGAUGAGGACCUGUGCACACUCCAGAGCCAGUGCACCGGAAGGCCUGCCCCAGCUGAUGGAUGUGGUUCGCUCCAAUUACGAGGCCAUGAUCGACCGUCACCACGGAGGACCCAACUUCAUGAUGCACUCUGGGAUCUCACAAGCAUCUGAGUACGACGAUCCCCCAGGCCUGCGUGAGAAAGCGGAGUAUCUGCUGAGAGAGUGGGUUAAUCUGUACCACUCGGCUGCUGCUGGCAGGGACAGCACCAAAGCCUUCUCUGCCUUCGUGGGUCAGAUGCAUCAGCAAGGCAUUCUGAAGACUGACGACCUCAUCACCCGAUUCUUCCGGCUGUGCACGGAGAUGUGCGUAGAGAUAAGCUACCGUGCUCAGGCCGAGCAGCAGCACAACCCGGCCGCCAGCGCUGCCAUUAUCCGCGCCAAAUGCUACCAUAACCUGGACGCUUUCGUCCGCCUCAUCGCCCUGCUAGUCAAGCAUUCCGGAGAGGCCACAAACACAGUCACCAAGAUCAACCUGUUAAACAAGGUAUUGGGCAUUGUAGUGGGUGUGCUGAUCCAGGACCAUGACGUGAGGCAGGCGGAUUUCCAGCAGCUACCCUACCACCGCAUUUUCAUCAUGCUGCUGCUGGAGCUUAAUGCCCCUGAGCAUGUACUGGAGACCAUCAACUUCCAGACCCUCACUGCCUUCUGCAACACCUUCCACAUCUUGAGGCCAACUAAAGCACCUGGCUUUGUAUACGCCUGGCUGGAGCUCAUCUCACAUCGAAUCUUUAUAGCCAGAAUGCUGGCACACACCCCACAGCAGAAGGGAUGGCCCAUGUAUGCCCAGCUGCUGAUUGACUUGUUUAAGUUCCUGGCCCCUUUCCUGAGGAAUGUUGAGCUUAACAAACCUAUGCAAAUCCUCUAUAAGGGCACCUUGCGGGUUCUUCUGGUCCUGCUGCACGACUUCCCAGAGUUCCUGUGUGAUUAUCACUACGGCUUCUGUGAUGUGAUUCCACCCAACUGCAUCCAGCUGAGAAACCUGAUCCUGAGUGCCUUUCCCCGCAACAUGAGGCUUCCGGACCCCUUCACUCCCAACCUCAAGGUGGACAUGCUAAGCGAGAUUAACAUCGCUCCACGCAUUCUCACCAACUUCACCGGUGUGAUGCCUUCCCAAUUCAAGAAGGAUCUGGACUCGUACCUGAAGACUCGCUCUCCCGUCACUUUCCUCUCCGAGCUGCGCAGCAACCUGCAGGUGUCCAACGAGCCGGGAAACCGUUACAACAUCCAGCUGAUCAACGCUCUAGUGCUAUAUGUAGGCACGCAGGCCAUAGCCCACAUCCACAACAAGGGCAGCACGCCUUCCAUGAGCACAAUCACCCACUCGGCACACAUGGACAUCUUCCAGAACCUUGCGGUGGACCUGGACACUGAGGGCCGCUACCUGUUCCUCAACGCGAUAGCCAAUCAGCUGCGUUACCCGAACAGCCACACGCACUACUUCAGCUGCACCAUGCUCUACCUGUUUGCCGAAGCCAACACCGAGGCCAUUCAGGAGCAGAUCACUCGGGUACUACUGGAGAGAUUGAUAGUGAACAGGCCGCAUCCCUGGGGACUCCUAAUCACUUUCAUCGAGCUGAUCAAAAAUCCUGCCUUUAAAUUCUGGAGCCAUGACUUCGUGCACUGCGCGCCGGAGAUCGAGAAGCUGUUCCAGUCUGUAGCUCAGUGCUGCAUGGGGCAGAAGCAGGCCCAGCAGGUGAUGGAGGGCACGGGUGCCACUUAGGCUGCAGGAACUGUUCCUUCCUGAGUCCAGCAAGAGAAACGCCUCUCCAGUCUUCCCUUUAGCCCUCCACCGGCUCCCGGCUCCUAUCCGCUCAUCUCAUCUCAGCCAGCACUGGUGGACUACCUUCACAUUUAACAGGGACUGCCGCUCGCCCACGCUAAACUAUUUAGGAAUGAUGAUGUUCUUAGCAAAGGGGGGGGGGACUGUUAAACAGUCUAUAAACCAACUUCAGUGUAAAUAUUUAGAUAAGGGACGAGCAGAUUUUGCGUCACCUUUCCCUCUUGCUAGCCAAAGCUGAGUUCUGACAACAAGCAUGAUCACAUGCUUUAACGUUUUGUUUUUCACUUCUGGUGCACCCAGAUGCUUUUUUUAUUUUAUUUUAUUUUCCUUCCUUCCCCAUGCUCCCUUGUGCUCUUUUUCUUUUUUCUUUUCUUCUUCUCGCCUUUUUUGGGUUUGGAAGCCUAAUUCGAGUGUUCACAGAGGCUGUCUUUAAUUUUUCCAGAUUUUAUUUUUUUUUGUUUUAAAGGGAGCUCUAUCGGUGUGGAGAGCUGACGGGCUCAGGACCCGCGCUGUCCUAGAGUGCAGAGGCGCUUUUUGGAGUCACUGGUUUUUGCACCGGUUUAAGACAGCGGGUAGGAGGUUCUCCCUGGCACUUGUAAAAUUGUGGAAAUAUUCAGAAAUUUGACGGUAAUUUGAAUCUUUACAGUUUGUACAAAGAUCCAAAUUGCAGAACACAAAGGAGGACCAAUACAGCCCAUUUUGUAAGGAUUUUGAAUGUUUUGUAAAUGUAUUGGUCCGUGUGUUGUAUUUUGUAGUUAUUUCUAGUUGCCUUUAGUUCUUGCUACUUAUUUCCUGUAUGUAUGCAUUCUGUAGUUGGCUGCAUUAAACACUUGAUCUGCA